Messenger RNA from Charadrius vociferus (killdeer), 824 nucleotides. It is a transcript of the gene PSMB2, whose product is annotated as proteasome (prosome, macropain) subunit, beta type, 2. Gene Ontology annotation, cellular component: cytosol; proteasome core complex, beta-subunit complex; nucleus. Gene Ontology annotation, biological process: proteasomal protein catabolic process. The record is from RefSeq and is a predicted model, not a curated record. Gene Ontology annotation, molecular function: peptidase activity. The coding region runs from base 94 to 699 and encodes 201 amino acids. Lineage: Eukaryota; Metazoa; Chordata; Aves; Charadriiformes; Charadriidae. The transcript is spliced from 6 exons.
UGCGCGCGACGGGGGCGAGGAGGAGGAGGGGGCGGCGGCGGCGCUUCGCUGUGUCACGGCGCGGCCUGCGGGGACGGCGGCGCGCGGGCGGCCAUGGAGUACCUCAUCGGCAUUCAGGGCCCCGACUACAUCCUGGUGGCGGCCGACACGGUGGCGGCCUCCAGCAUCGUCCAGAUGAAGCACGACCAUGACAAAAUGUUUAAGAUGAGCGAAAAGAUCUUACUCCUGUGUGUUGGGGAGGCUGGAGACACUGUACAGUUUGCAGAAUACAUCCAGAAAAAUGUUCAGCUCUACAAAAUGAGGAAUGGUUAUGAAUUGUCUCCUACUGCAGCUGCAAACUUUACGCGACGAAACCUAGCUGACUAUCUUCGGAGUCGAACCCCUUACCAUGUGAACCUCCUCCUGGCUGGCUAUGACGACCACGAAGGUCCUGCCCUUUAUUACAUGGAUUACCUUGCGGCUCUGGCUAAAGCUCCUUUUGCAGCACAUGGAUAUGGUGCAUUCCUUACCCUCAGCAUCCUUGACCGCUACUACAAGCCAAGUAUCACACGUGAGGAAGCUGUGGAGCUCCUAAAAAAAUGUCUAGAGGAGCUUCAGAAACGCUUCAUCCUAAAUCUGACUUCUUUCAAUGCCCGGUUCAUUGACAAAGAUGGCAUCCAUGAAGUCGACAAUAUCCCCCUUCCAAAAGCGAUGUCUUAACCCCUGAGGUCUUUCUUCAGCAGUUGUCUUUUUUGUUCACUUUUGGUUUUUUCUAUUCAUUUGAAGCACACAGUCAUGUACUGCACUGGGAGAUCGAAUAAAGAUUGACAUUUAUAUAGCCAGUU